Messenger RNA from Populus nigra (black poplar), 2438 nucleotides. RefSeq names its product CBL-interacting serine/threonine-protein kinase 21-like. The coding region runs from base 587 to 2071 and encodes 494 amino acids. Gene Ontology annotation, molecular function: ATP binding; protein kinase activity. Lineage: Eukaryota; Viridiplantae; Streptophyta; Magnoliopsida; Malpighiales; Salicaceae. Gene Ontology annotation, biological process: protein phosphorylation; signal transduction. The transcript has 14 exons. The record is from RefSeq and is a predicted model, not a curated record.
UCCAGAUAUCUGAAAAGUUUCUCAAUUUUAUCUUUCUCGACAGAUGAUUGAUCUCCCCAUUCAGGUCAAGGCAUGUGCCAAGAUCCAAUUUCGAAAUGAAAAGGUCCCAUAAUUUUGGUGGGACGUCCAAACAACGUAUUUAGGACUGUACAUGUUACAGCAUCACCGAACUUACCAUUCAAAACACAGUCAACCGACCACCCAGCUAACAACCGGUCUCCAUCCCUUCCAUGAUGGACCACUCAAAUAUGAAUUCUCCUAGCCCUCUAAUAAAUGCACGCAUGUGCUUGAGUAUAAAUAAAAAAACAUGAGACAAGAUCUCCACAUGAAAACCGUGUUUAUAUGAUAGCUGCGAAGAAGAAGCACGAGCUAUCCUCCAAUUUCAGAUCUAUCCAUCGCUUCCAUUCUUGACACCGGUUUGGAGCAAAGAGGAUAUAUAUAUAUAUAUAUAAAACAUUUGCAAGAGGGGUAGGUGCCUGUACUAGUUAUUGGUAGAAAAAACGAGGGGGGAAUAUUUUCGGAAGAAGUUUGAGGAGGAACAGCUGUUGCUAGUAGAAGGGAGUUCAUAUUUUGUCACAGACAAAAUAUGGGACAUGGAAAUAACAUAGGUAAGUACCAGUUAGGUCGAACAAUCGGAGAGGGAACAUUUGCCAAGGUUAAGCUGGCUGUAGACAGCACUGAUGGCCGUCCUCUUGCAAUCAAGAUCAUGGAUAAGAAAAAGGUCAUGCAAAGCCAUCUCAAGGAUCAGGUACAGAGGGAGAUAAGAGCUAUGAAGCUCUUGCACCACCCCGGUAUCGUAAGGAUACAUGAGGUGAUUGGCACAAAGACAAAGAUUUAUAUGGUAAUGGAAUAUGUAUCAGGAGGACAACUAGCAGAUAAGCUGUCCUAUGCCAAGAAACUUCGUGAAUCGGAGGCGAGAAGAAUAUUCCAUCAAUUGAUGGAUGCCGUGGACUCUUGCCAUAACAGAGGAGUUUAUCACAGAGAUCUAAAGCCAGAGAACUUACUUCUGGACGGCAAAGGAAAUCUGAAAGUCUCUGACUUCGGACUAAGUGCAUUACAAAAGACCGCAAGCUUGCUAACUACAACAUGCGGGUCACCUUUCUACAUAGCACCUGAGCUUAUUGCAAAUAAGGGUUAUGAAGGGGCAGCAGCAGAUGUUUGGUCCUGUGGGGUAAUCCUUUUUGAGCUACUGUCGGGAUAUCUACCAUUUGACGAACGUAACCUAAUAAUGUUAUAUAAGAAGGUAUUAUCUAUACAAGGGUUAAUUAUCUCUCCCAUGUGCGAAAGUAAUCAAUCCAUUGAUGACUCGGCUUGUGUAAAGAUAUCUGCAGCUGAUUACACAUGUCCACAGUGGUUUACAGAAAGUCAAAAGAAGCUAAUAUCAAGAAUAUUAGAUCCAAAUCCCAGAAAGAGAAUAACAUUACCAGAGAUCCUUGAAGAUGAAUGGUUUCAGAUAGAUUACGUGCCUUCUUGUGGAUAUGAAUGUGAUGAAAAAAUCUUCUUGGAUGAUGUUAAUGCUGCUUUUGAUGCUGACGAGGUCAACGCCUCAGAAACAGAGACCCCUAAAUCCUCAAGUUUCAUAAACGCUUUCCAACUGAUAGCAAUGUCCCAUGAUCUUGAUUUAUCAGGUCUCUUCGAAGAACAGGAAGUCAGGAAGCAGAAAACCAGGCUAGGAUCCAAACAUACAGUUAACGAAACCAUAAGGAAAAUAGAAGCUGCUGCAAUGGAUGUGAGUUUGUCAGUUGAAAGAAUGAACAAUUUCAAGAUGAAAAUGCAUCAGAAACCAAACAUGAAAAGAUAUACCAGAUCAUAUUAUGACCUAUCAGCAGAGGUAAUCGAGGUUGCUCCUAUGAAUUGCGUUGUAGAAAUAUCAAAAUCAGUCGGGGAGACAAGAUUGUACAAAGAGUUCUGCAAAAGUUUAUCGAGUUUGCUGACAAAGAUAUCAGAUGUAUCAUUGCAAAAGGAAGGAUCAGAAAAAUCAAGCAACAAUAGAAGCACUCAAGAGAUAAGAAGCUGUGAGGAGCAAAAUGAAAAAGUGACUAAUGGCCUUCAAGGCUAUUCCUCUUCUUGAUGAUUACCUUAACCUGCAUUUGACCUGGCAUUUCACACUUCCAAGAACCUCAGAGAAACUAGACACUUUAUUAUAUGAUAAUCUUUCAACUGCAGAACCUAAGAACCAUUGACAAGUACCAUAAGGCAGCAGGGCACUGUUCCUCCACAGAAACAAGUCAGCUCUGUUGUGUACAGGACUGUUUGCUUGCCCCAAAUUCUCUCCCAUUUCUUCUUUCUUUUUCUUUUUCUCUUUUUUUUUUUAAUAUAUAUAACUUUGCAUCUUCCUUUCAUUUUGACACUAAUAACUCCAUAAUGUAUAUUAAAGGCCAGAAUUCUUCUUUAAUAUUUCCAAUGAGAGAUCAAUGACUGAAAAAACAUUCCUGUAA